Syngnathus typhle (broad-nosed pipefish) is the source of this 2776-nucleotide messenger RNA. RefSeq names its product somatostatin receptor type 5-like. The record is from RefSeq and is a predicted model, not a curated record. NCBI's taxonomy places the organism in Eukaryota, Metazoa, Chordata, Actinopteri, Syngnathiformes, Syngnathidae. The transcript has 4 exons. Gene Ontology annotation, cellular component: membrane; neuron projection. The coding region runs from base 472 to 1614 and encodes 380 amino acids. Gene Ontology annotation, molecular function: somatostatin receptor activity; neuropeptide binding. Gene Ontology annotation, biological process: regulation of insulin secretion; cellular response to glucocorticoid stimulus; neuropeptide signaling pathway.
UUUGUUUCUAGACAUCGUACAAGCUUGGCCUGAAUAAGCCAUUUAGAAAUUGGGAGCAAAUGUGUGCUUUGCCGCUGUUGAGCUGCGACCGGAGAUACACCCACCUAUGGGUGGGUGGGACUUUGGCAACCAAAGGAGGGGCGGCAUCACAUAAAUACUCACCGUGCAUCCAUCCUUGACGGGCUUCCAACACGGUGUCGUCUCCGGAGCCAAGCUUCCUUCCAAAGCCAAAGUCCAUCACCCUCAUGUUUAGGCCACUGAAGAUGGCGGAAGGAGCGUGCUGACGGUCGGUCUUAAAGAUGACUCUUCAAAGGGACGAGGAAAGCGAGCUGGGAGGUUCUCGUCUUUGACCUUGAAAGAAAUUCCAAGACUGUUCUGAUGCCGAGAGAGCGCGGCGCCAUUACUCCAGAGAGCGGCGUGGAGAUGAUGAGGAGCGCGGUCACAGCUCCAUUUGGAUAAGCCUGCCCAAAGAUGGCCGACUACAAUAUGACAGCGUCUGAGGAGGCGGCGGACAUGGCUUUCUCUCAGCACAACGGCAGCACGUCCAACGAGACGGAGCCGCUGGCGUUCCGUGUCGUCACGGGGCUGGUCUACAGCGUGGUCUUCAUGGUGGGCCUCUUGGGCAACUCCUUGGCCAUCUUCGUGGUGAUCCGCUACACCAAGAUGAAGACGGUGACCAACCUGUACAUCCUGAAUUUAGCCGUGGCGGACGAACUCUACAUCUUGGGAAUCCCCUUUUUGGCCACCAACAGCGUGCUUUACUACUGGCCCUACGGGGACUUUUUCUGCAAGGUGUGCAUGACCGCCGACGCCAUGAGCCAGUUCAUGUCCACCUUUUGCCUGACGGUGAUGAGCAUCGAUCGCUAUCUGGCGGUGGUUCAUCCCGUCCGCAGCCUCGGGUGGAGGAGGCCGCGGGUGGCCAGGAUCUUCAGCGCCAUGCUGUGGCUGGUGUCCUUCCUGGUGGUGCUGCCGGUCACCAUCUACUCGCAUGUACAGGAGGGCUUCGACACCUGCAACAUCACGUGGCCCGAGAUGCAGAACUGGUGGUCCGUGGUCUUCAUUCUCUACACAUCCAUCCUGGGCUUCUUUGCACCGCUCUUGAUCAUCAGCAUCUGCUACUUGCUCAUCGUUAUCAAGGUGAGGUCAGCCGGCGCUCGCGCGGGCGUGACCAAGCGCCGUAAGUCCGAGCGCAAGGCCACCCGCAUGGUGGUGAUCAUCGUCCUGGUCUUUGUCCUUUGUUGGAUGCCCUUCUUCACCACCAACAUCGUCAACCUGGUGCACAUCAUCCCCGAGAACAACGCCACAGCAGCCGUCUACUUCUUCUUAGUCAUCCUGACUUACGUGAACUCCUGCGCCAACCCCAUCCUGUACGGCUUCCUCUCGGUCAAAUUCCGGGAGAGCUUCCAGAAGGUGCUCUGUUUCCACAAAGGCCAGAACGUCGCAUCUGCCGCCCGCACCGACAACCACCUGCCUCUUUUCCCGGCCAGGAAUCCUAACCGCAAUGGAAACGUUCACAACAGCCAGCCUGUCCAGAUGGAGGCCGCUGCUGCUGCCGCUGCUGCAAAACCAGACAAUGACUCCUCAAAUGGCUUGAAUGGUCAAUCAAAGCUGUGAGAUGACGCAACACAAACCAAAGUGCCGCCCGCCCUUUAGCAUUCGACUGCUCUUUAACUUUCAUUCAUUGGAUUCAUCUUCAGAGUUUGGUUUUUAUUCGUUCAAUUUAAGAGGAGUCAAUAAAUGGAAAUCUUCCAUGACCGAGAGCAGUAUUUUGGACGAUGUUCAUUGUUCAUAGUUUGUCAUUUUUUUUUCCUAGGAAAUAAAUAAUACUGCAGUCGGUGCGUGAUGCCCUCCUCCCGAAAAAUAAGAGUCAUAGUAAUUGGCUAGCAGUCCAAAACCAUGUCAAAAUGAAACUCCUCAACUUUCAAAACCUUGGCACCGAGAUGCUACACCAAAGCACUCCGUUUGUCUCAAUGAAGAGAACGGCCUGAAUGAACAAACAAAGGGUUUUGGCGACUGCAUAAUGAGCACAUCAUCAGAAGUCAGUCACAAUGUUUCCUUGAAGAAAUUUCUCCCUGGAAGGAACCAUUGGCAGUUUUUAGUUUUCCUCUUUUACUCGGAGACAUGACUAAAUGUCCUGAAGCAAAAUGAGAACCUUGUCCACUGCUAAUUGUCAUUAAAGAGGCAUUGUUUGGCCUGAAAGCAUGGCGCUCUUUUGUUUUCUAUCACCAAUGAACAAGUGUGCUCAAGGCCAAGCAACAGCUUGUUGCUCUUGCGCUUCGAUGAGAAAAGCACUUUACUCAUAGCGUGCAUGAUGGUGUGCUUUGAUGUUUACUGUACGAUGAAACCAAAUGAACUGACAAUAAGCUGUCAAUUUCGCUCCUCUGGUGGUCAUGAUGAGAAAAUCAUAUUUGCUCUGCAAGGUUAUCAGGGUAACAAAUGAGACUGAACUUUCCACCUUCCCUGGAGGCAGCUGGGGAAAUGUUGCAUUUCAAUUAAAACGGUGGCCGUAGAUCAAAUUCAGGAUUACACUUAGUUCAAUGAUCACAUCUCAUUUUAUAUUGAAAGACUCAAUUUUGCGUUCCCUGGCUUUAGAUUCCCCCCCCCCCCCCUAAAUCUGUUGUGGUCCUUGUACUUGUUGAAUAGUGUUGUGUUAUAUUUGUUGGUCCAAUCGAUGCAUUUUUUGGUCUUGACACUAAUUGUGAGUAAAUUGAGACCAAGGCAUUACUGUUUCAGUAUAAUCUUUGUCCUUGGCUCAAAUAAAGGUUGUAGAACACUG